AUGUCUGUUGCAACUAACACAUAUGAUAUCGAUGAAAUGGCUGAUAGAAUAUAUUCUAGAAUUGCACGAAGUACUAGGAGACAUGAAAAUCUAAGAGAGGGUUGCUCUUCUGGAGAGUUUAAAAAAUACAACCCUCUUACCUUCUCUGAGGAGCCAGAUCCAGUGGUAGCAGAAAAAUGGUUAUUGAGAAUGAAGAAAAUGUUAAGAGUGUUGAAUUGCAUUGACACACAGAAGGUUCGAUAUGCUACUUUCACCUUAAAGGAUAUUGCUAAGAGGUGGUGGGAUAGUAUAGAAUUACUAUUAAAAGAAGAACUUGGCAAAGGUACUUCCAUUACUUGGGAUAAACUCAAAGAAGCUUUCAAUGAUAACUAUUAUCCUGAAGUGGUAAAGGAUCAAAAGGAAAGUGAAUUUUCAAACUUAGUUCAAGGGCCCAUGACUAUAGAGCUAUAUACUGCUAAGUUUACUGAACUCUCCCAUUUUGCCCCUCACUUGAUUCUGAAUAAAGGGGAAAGAGUUUGA
Molecule: messenger RNA, 519 nt
Organism: Juglans microcarpa x Juglans regia
Lineage: Eukaryota; Viridiplantae; Streptophyta; Magnoliopsida; Fagales; Juglandaceae
Exons: 1
Coding region: 1-519 (172 amino acids)
Source: RefSeq, a predicted model, not a curated record